Phytophthora sojae is the source of this 3549-nucleotide messenger RNA. RefSeq lists its product as hypothetical. The transcript has 2 exons. The coding region runs from base 1 to 3549 and encodes 1182 amino acids. NCBI's taxonomy places the organism in Eukaryota, Oomycota, Peronosporomycetes, Peronosporales, Peronosporaceae. Gene Ontology annotation, molecular function: catalytic activity; starch binding. Gene Ontology annotation, biological process: trehalose biosynthetic process. The record is from RefSeq and is a predicted model, not a curated record. Gene Ontology annotation, cellular component: cytosol.
AUGAGCACGGGCUUCGCCUCCGAGAGCUCGGCCACGUGGCCGUCUGGCGGCGUCAACGACGGCAAGCGGCCGCCGCUGCCCACGUCCUUCCGGCCGGAGAAGCGCGGCCGCGCGGCCAACGACGCCGCCGAUCCCAACAGCAGCAGCAGCUCCGUUAGCUCCGCGCCCAUGGCCGUGGACGGCCCGGCGUCCCCCAGCGGCGGCCCGGGCGUUCCCGGGUCGGCCAGCAACCUGCCGCACCUGGCCAGCUGGAAGUCCACCACGUCGUCCACGGACGGCGCCGCGGGCGACGUCAACACGGGUACGUACACGCGCGUGCACCUCAAGGUGAAGGCGCAGAGCCGCCUGGGCGAGACCGUGCACUGCUCGGGCUCGUCCUUCGUCAUGGGCCACUUCAAUCCGAACGAGAGCAUGACGCUCGUGACCACGCCCGAGGACUACCCGUACUGGACGACGGUCAAGCCCAUGAUCCUGCCGAGGGGCGUGCCCCACCAGUACAUGUACGCGCUCUUCUCGGGCGGCGUCUUCAGCUCCUGGGAGCAGAUCGAGUGCGAGCGAGUGUUGGUCCCCGAGGGCCGCGAGAUGGUCGUCGUGGAGGAGUACGGGGACUACGACCAGGACAUGGAGCUCGUCCCCACGGGCGAGCGCAUCGAGCGGUCGCUGGUCUACGAGCGCCGUCGGGACGAGACCCCCACGACCCCCAGACAGAACGACGCGGCCGAGGACAUGGAGCAAGAGGGAGGGGACGACGAGGCCAAGGACACGGGCGCCAGGCUGGCGGCCAGAGUCGCGCAGGACAAGGACGACGCCGACCCCCCAAAGUCCCCACGCAGCAGCGUCACGGGCUCCCCCAGCCAGAGGUUCCGCCAGACCAACAAGCUCCAGAGCAGGUACAAGAGGUACAUGCCGUCCAGCUACCACCCGUCGCCCGACGCCAUGCUCUUCCUGGUGUGCUACCACCUGCCCGUGAAGCUCACCAAGUCGGCCGAGGACGGGUCCUGGUCCGCCGAGUGGAACCGCGACAGUCUGAUCUCCAGGAGCGAGAACAGCAUUGCAGAGAGCAUGAACACGACGUGGGUGGGCUGCGUCACGUACCACGCGCGCAGCGACCAGGAGGAGCUCUCGGAGGACGACAAGAGCGAGAUCACGGCCAUCUUGGCCGACAUGAACUGCAUCCCGGUGUUUAUUGACCGCCAAUUGGCCGCGAACCACCACGGCGGGUACUGUAAGAGCAAGCUGUGGCCCAUGUUCCACAAUGUCGAUAUCCUGGAUAUUUACUAUGCGAUUUGGGACCGCGCCGAGGUCAUUGAGUGGAAGGAGGAGCGCAACAAUGGCGAGUGGUGGGACGCGUACCAGAAGGUGAACAGGUUGCUGGCCGAUCGUGUUGGAGAGCUGUGCAAGGAAAACGACACAGUGUGGGUGCACGACUACCACCUUCUGCUGUUCCCGUCGUACCUGGCUAACACGUGCAGGAGCGAGAACCGCAAGCGACCCAAGAUGGUGUUCUUCUUGCACGUACCUUUCCCGACGUCCGAGGUGUUCCGAGAGCUUUCGCACGGCACGCAGCUGCUAGAGGGCGUGCUGGAUGUGGAUAUUGUGGGCUUCCACUCUUUCGACCACGCGCGUCACUUCCUCAACGCGUGCAAGCGGUUCCUUGGACUCACCUAUCAGUCUCGCCGUGGUGGAAACCUGGGCGUUGACUAUCGCGGCCGCAACGUGAUUAUUACGAUCAGCCACGUGGGUAUCGAGACUACACUUAUUCGCGAGGUGAUCGCGAGUUCAGAAGUACAGGAAAUGGCACGCAAGCUUCGCGAAAAGCACGCUGGUAAGGUUCUGAUUGCAGGUGUGGACAUUUGCCAGCGGCUAAGUGGUAUUCCGCUGAAGAUGCUGGCGUUCGAGCAGUUCUUUAGCAACUGUCCGUCAUGGAAAGAUAAGCUUGUAUUUGUGGAGCGGUCGACCCUAACACAGACUCGACUGGGGGACCAGAAUUACAGCAGCAACGAGAUCCGGAAGCUGGUGGACCGAAUCACCAAGGCGCAUGGCCCCGAGUGCAUCGAUUACGAAGAAUCGUCCUCCCCGUUGACGAUAGAAGAACGGCUGGCACUGUGGCUCGCCAGCGAUAUUUUAGUGGUCACGUCUAUCCGCGAGGGGCUAAACCUGAAGCCUCUGGAGUUUGUGUUUGCGAAGGGUGUAAGCCCGUCUAGCCGGCCUGGCGUGGUCAUCCUGAGCGAGUUUUCUGCGUGCUGCUGCGUCCUCAAUGGUGCCGUGCGCGUCAAUCCGUGGAAUAUUACAGGGCUCGUGAACUCACUGGACCAUGCAUUGACGAUGAGCGACGAGGAACGGCUAGGUCGUCGUGCGCGGGAUCUACCGUACAUCACUAGCCAGCCCGCUGCGAACUGGACGAAGCAGGUGCUGUCUGUACUGCACGAGGCUACGGAUAACGCGGAGGGUGACGAGGAAUACACGAAUAUGGAGUACAUGGACAUGGAAAUCGGUCGGUCUCACGUCAUGCGCGUGGGCGAUCGGUCCGAUUUCAAGCAGCUAAACAUCGACAAGGUCAUGGAGGCGUACAUGCAGUCCAAGCGUCGCGUGUUCCUGCUGGAUUACGGUGGCACCAUCAUCGCGCGUGAGAACAUUGCGAUGUACGUUAAGAAAGACUUCACGGCCGUGACGGGCAAGCGGCCUUCUCCACGCAUGAUGGACGCUCUAACGCACUUGACCAAGGACCCGCGUAACACGGUGUUCGUGGUCAGUGGCGUGACGAAGACGGACCUCACUGCAUCGAUUGGACACAUUCGCGGUCUGGGUCUCGUGUCAGACAAUGGCGCGCUAUACUCGUGGGCUCGAUCAAUUGACAUCGACAAUGCAGGUGACAUUACGAUGCAGGACGGCAGCAACCCAAGCGACCGCCACUGGCACCAGCACAGCUUCAAGUUCGACUGGCGCCCGGUCCGUGAGGCGGUGGACCCGAUCUUGAGGGUCUACUGCACGCGCACGAAUGGCAGUGUGCUCCGGUACGCGCAGCAAAGUAUUGCUUGGAACUUCCGAUCGACGGAUCCGGAGUGGGGCCUGCUGCAGGCCAACUCGCUGCAGAAUGACUUGGAGGAGGUGAUCCGUGACCUGCCCGUUAACGUUAUCCGCAAGAAGGGUUUGCUCGAGAUUGUGCCCGAGGGUCUCAACAAGGGCGUCGUGGCCCGACAGAUCUUGACGCAGGAUGCGAGUAUCAGUCACGGCCACCCGGACUUCCUCUUCUGCAUUGGCGACGACACGACGGACGAGAGCAUGUUCAAAGCUAUUUACGACUAUUACGCCGAGCGCACGGAGGAGAGCGUGCACGGGCGCGCUGGGGGCGGUACUUUCGAGGACUUCCUCGCAUCGGGCGACGAGGGCCCGCUUCACCACGUGUUCACGUGCACAGUGGGCAAGAAGCCCAGCAACGCGCACCUGUACGUCAACAACGUGGACGAAGUCGAGCAGCUCCUGCAAGCGCUGGGCAAGGCGUCAGGCCCGGUGAGUGACGCGUCGAACGUCUCGAUGAGCGGCAACUAA